Messenger RNA from Geodia barretti, 456 nucleotides. Lineage: Eukaryota; Metazoa; Porifera; Demospongiae; Tetractinellida; Geodiidae. The record is from the annotation of a GenBank genome assembly.
AUGGCCGUUUUUCGCCCGUUCCGGGGCUGCCGGUAUACGCCGCAGGUCGGCAGCGACCUGGCAGACCUGCUCUGCCCACCCUACGACAUGAUCGGCGCAGGGCUCAAGGAAAAUCUGCAAGGCCUCAGUCCCCACAACGCCGUGCACCUGGAAGGCGGGGAACAACCCGACCUUGUGGACCCGGAAGCCGGUUACCGGCAGGCGGCAGCCCUGUUCCGAGAAUGGCUGGAAACCGGCGUCCUGCGCCAGGAAGAUUCACCCAGUUUUUACCUGAUGCGCCACACCUACCAGGAUGAAAGUGGAAACGGAACCAGGCAGCAGUUGGGCUUGUUCGGCGACGUGCUAGUGGAGACUACGGCAGCGGCUCGGUAUUGCCCCACGAGUUCACACGGGAACCGGCUGUCAUGGACCGCGUCGCCCUAUUGGAAGCUUCCAGGACCCAGUUCAGCCCCCUGA